Peronospora belbahrii is the source of this 3150-nucleotide messenger RNA. Lineage: Eukaryota; Oomycota; Peronosporomycetes; Peronosporales; Peronosporaceae. The record is from the annotation of a GenBank genome assembly.
AUGCUGCGUCAUGUGUUCACGUCGUUUACACGACGACGCACUCAACAUCUUUGCACUGUAAAUUGUCGUAGCUUCUCAUCUGUUCCAUUAUUAAAGAAAGGUGAUGGUUGUAAGUCCUUACAAGUAGGUGAAAUUUACCACAACUUUAAGCUGGAACGAGUAGCAACUGUGCCCGAGUACGGCGUUGACGCUUUAGAGCUGCGUCAUGAGCAUACGAAAGCGAAGUAUCUGCAUCUGGAUGCUAAGGAUUCAAAUAAUGUUUUUGCUGUUAUGUUCCGUACGCCGCCCACGAACUCGACAGGUGUGGCUCAUAUUUUAGAACAUACGACGUUAUGUGGAUCCAAGCGCUAUCCAGUGCGCGAUCCAUUUUUUAACAUGAUAAAGCGCAGUCUCAAUACAUAUAUGAAUGCUCUCACGGGUGCAGAUCAUACUAUGUAUCCAUUCUCAACAACUAAUACCAAGGAUUGGCGCAACCUCAUGAGUGUAUAUCUAGACGCCGUCUUUUUUCCCAACUUGGAAAAGCUUGACUUUUUGCAAGAGGGUCAUCGACUCGAAAUUAGCAAGGAACAACACGGAACGAGAGAGCUUAUAUACAAAGGUGUCGUGUUGAACGAGAUGAAAGGAGUGUUUUCAGAUAGCAACAAUAUCUUUGCCACGCGAUUGCAGCAGGAACUUAUGAAAGACACCAUCUAUCAGCAUGUGAGUGGAGGCGACCCAAAGCAUAUUCCAUCGCUUACGUACGAGGAUCUCCGCGCUUUUCACACCACAUAUUACCACCCAUCGAACUGUUGCUUUUACUCUUACGGUGACUUGCCACUCACGGAUCACCUGGCUUAUUUAAAUCAGGAGGUCCUCAGUAAGUUUGACUACUGCGCCGAAUCAGCUGGCAUUCAAGUAGACACAAAGGGAUUUUGCAUGCGCAAGGCAAGCUCAAAGGAGCCGGAAUUGAUAGUUAUUGAAGGUCCUAGCAGCAACAUGAGCAGUGACGAUGCUGCUGAUCCGAACACUAAGUUUUGCAUGAGCAAGAUUGUAGACGUGAGAUCUACAGAUCCUUUUCCAACCUUCGUGCUGCGAAUCGUGGGCUAUUUACUGACGAAUGGACCGGCGUCUCCAUUGUACAAAGCACUCAUCGACUCUGACCUUGCACAGGACUUUUCGGUCGGUACAGGCUUUGAUACAUCCACGUACUACCCAACAUUCGGCGUCAGUGUAGAGGGCAUCAAAGGAGGAAAAGCUACUGUUCCUGCUAUUCGUAUAGCUGUGCACGACGCAUUGACGAAAGUGGUCGCUGAGGGGUUUGACAAGGAUCGAGUGGACGGACUACUUCAUCAGUUAGAGUUGAGUCUUAAGCAUGUGACGGGCAACUUUGGACUGCAACUUAUGCAUGGCGUUAGUUCCAUUUGGGCUCAUGGAGGCGAUCUUAUUGACAGUUUGCAGCUGAACCCUUUAUUGGAGCUUUUAAACGCCGAAAUGGCUCGUGAUCCAAAAUUUCUUGAGAGUCAUGUGCGGGAUUACUUCAUGCGCGAUGAUGUGCGCGAGGUCCAGAUGCUUAUGCUGCCUUCUAGAGACUUUGUGCGCGAUCAAGAACGACUCGAACAAGAAAACCUGGCUGCUACACUUAUGGAAUUGUCUAACGAUGACCUAGACCGUAUUGCGCGAACCACAUCGCAGCUGGAGCGCCACCAACAAACGACACAGCCUGUGGAAUGUCUGCCCACAUUAAGUUUGGAUGACAUUCCGCGCUUUCAAGAGGACAAUUUCGACCAUAUUGACACAGUACAGCUAUACUCGAUAUCUGGAGAAUUUGUGCGCGUGCCGUCUACGAACGAGGUUACGUACUUGCGUCUUCUUUUUGACUUGGAAGCGAUACCACAAGUGUACCAUCGAUACAUGAAUGUUUUUGCGACUGUGUUUGGAUCGCUGGGCACAUCACGCUACGCCUACGAUGAGCUUUCCACGGUCAUUGCAAACUGCUGUGGAGGUGUAUCAUGCUCAGCAAUUUCGGCCCCAUCGCUCAGCAAUGCGCUCGGUGAUCCCAGCAAGCAAUCGCUUUUGCUUACCACAAUGUGCUUACCUCACAAAGUGGACGAAACAUUGAGCCUCUUGCAUCAAGCACUCACCGACACACAGUUUUUAAGUGAUGAAAAUUUGCGCCAACUGCGUCUCAUUUUGCAGAGUAGUGCAUCUACCGCAAGCAGCAGCAUUUCGUCAUCCGGUGCUGUCCUAGCUGCAACACGCUCACGUGUCGGUCUUUCCAGUGCUGGUGUGUACGACGAGUUAUACAGUGGCCUUACGCAGAUUGAGCAGCUUCAACAUUGGGCACAGUGCUCGGAUGAUGAGCUCUGUCAAAUUGCUUGUAUACUACAAGAUAUCGCCCGCAUGGUGUUCAUACCCGCUAACCUACGUCUAUCUGUUGUGACAGAGGACAAACUUCGUUCUCAGGUCGAGCACUCUCUGACGUCUAAGCUUCUCCAGCCACUGGCUGAUACUGCAUCGGUGGCAGACGUUGCGUCACUAACGCAUCCAAUCGAUGAACUACAGGUGCCUGUUGUAUCAACAAAGAGCUAUUUUGCCUUUCCCAUUUCAGUCAACUUUGUAGUGGAGACACAGUCAUCUGUGUCAUUCGCACACGAGGAUCAUGUGCCACUCACUUUGCUGGCACAAAUCAUGUCGACGUGUUACCUGCAUCAGCAAGUACGUGAACAAGGUGGAGCCUACGGUUCCGGUGUCUCUCAGAACGAGGGCUCUUUUUCGAUGACCUCUCAUUAUGAUCCGAACACGUUUAAGACGCUUGAUGCUUACAAUGGUGCUCGUCAGUGGGCCGUUAAUGGAGAGUUUUCGCAUCGUGAUGUGCAGGAAGCGCUGCUAUCGGUGUUUGCUAGUAUCGACGCCCCUAAAACUCCGUCAAUGAAGGGUCGAAUGAGCUUUUUGCGAGGUGUAACCAAUGACAUGCGCCAGCGCCGCCGUGAACAGUAUCUGUCGCUGACACGCCAAGACCUUGUAAAAGUUGCGCACAAGUAUUUGAGCGAAGAAAAAAUGCUGGAGAAGCGCACUGUUAUUAUCGGCAAGGACAGUGACAAUUGUCAAGAAUUUUUAGAUAAGGGUUUCGACGUGCAGCGUUUUACUUCUACAACCUCGUUCGACAAGUAA